AUGCCUCCCAAGAAGCCAAAACAAAGUGCCACUACACCUGAAUCUCGGCCUCCAAAUUGGCCCCCUUUCAAACCUCUCAAGCCAUCCACAAACCUAUCGCUCGAAACCAUCGUUCCCGAUCAAAUCAUUACAAUAUCAAACUUCUGGACAUCCACUCUAUGUAAAGACUAUGUCUCAUUCUUGAAGACUUUACCUUUAACCACAACACCUGGAAAGCCUAAAAAGGGUGAUGCAUUGAGAGUUAAUGAUAGAUUUCGGAUUGAUGAUUGGGGUUUCGCCGAACGCCUUUGGAGAGAGACGGGACUUAAAGAACUUCUGUGUGGUGAAAUUGAGAAGGAAUAUGAGGAAGAGGGUGAAAGGUUGAGUGUGGAGGAGAGAAAGGAACUAUGGGGAGGAGAUGUUGUAGGGUUAAAUCCUGCCAUCCGAAUAUAUCGGUAUUCCAAAGGACAGUUCUUUGAUUGUCAUUUAUUCUCAGACGAUGAAUCAAAUCUUAUUACACUUCCAACCAAACCUACUCCUACUCAAUCAAAGACAACAUGGACACUAUUGCUGUACCUCACAUCUCCAGCAACGGGUUGUCAAGGAGGUGAAACCGUCUUUUACCCUGAAGAACUUCCCAACAAGAAAUCCUCAAUUUCUGAGCCAGUUGUGAUAGGUCUUGAAACUGGAAUGGUGUUGUUACACAAGCAUGGAAAUGAUUUAAGACUCAGAUACAUCACAACGAGCAGCCUCAGCACAUCUGAAUAUUAUCUUCUCCUCAAGAACAUGUUUGUGAAAUUACCUGUACUUCGAAGCUUUCUCCGCGCUGCCAAGCCAGUCGCAAUCCCACUACGAACACUCAUGACCCUUCCCUCUUUUUCGCUGGAAGGAAAGACGUGCGUUGUCACCGGCGCUGGGAGAGGAAUUGGUAAGGAAUGCCUUACUGCCUUCGCGCUCAGUGGUGCCCGCGGAGCUUGCGUUGACCUUUCGCACUCCAUCGGGGAGAAAUCAAUCGAUGACAUUAAAUCGCACAUUAAAGCCACGAAUCCUUCUUACAAGCCCGACCUUCGUCCCUAUGAAUGUGAUGUGGCAUCCGAAGAGGCAGUACAAAAAACGUGGGCGAAGAUUGUCGAAGAUUUCGGGCAUGUCGAUGUAGUUGUUACAGCCGCUGGUAUUGUUGAGAAUUUUAAAGGAGAGCUAUAUCCUUUUGAUAGAUGGAAGAGGAUGAUGGACAUCAAUCUCAAUGGGAGCUUUUUGUUUGCCAGAGAAGCGGGGAAAUAUUGGAUUGAGAAGAAGUCCAAAGGGAGCUUAAUUCUGGUAUCGUCGAUGAGCAGCAUGAUUUGUAUUAGACCACAAAAACAAGCGGCGUAUAAUGCUUCCAAAGGCGCCGUCUCAAUGCUUGGUAAGAGUUUGGCGACAGAGUGGGGACCAUAUGGGAUCAGAGUCAACAAUCUGUGUCCCGGAUACGUGAAAACAGACCUCAUAAUUCAGCUUUUGGAGAAAGAGGGAAAACAUAUCGAAGAGAAUUGGAUUAAAGACAUCCCAAUGGGUCGCCUGAGUCAUCCAAGUGAGUUGCAAGGAACACUCGUCUAUAUGGCCAGUGAUGCAUCAAGCUAUCUGAAUGGCUGUGAUCUUUACCAAACCCAUACCAAUCCACCUCACAAACGCAAACAAUUUCCUCAAACACAGCUUCUACACGUCAUAACCGCCAGAAUGCGUAUCACAAUCAUCCUUGCAGUCAUAUUCGCAACGGCGGCUUCGGCCCGCGUCAUUCCGGCGUUCCUAUCCCACCCAUCAACGGAGACUGUUACGACGAGAAGUAUUGGGAAUGCACCGGCGAUAGAUCGCAGUCUUCUUGAGGCCGAAGUCUUGUAA
Sclerotinia borealis F-4128 is the source of this 1854-nucleotide messenger RNA. The record is from the annotation of a GenBank genome assembly. NCBI's taxonomy places the organism in Eukaryota, Fungi, Ascomycota, Leotiomycetes, Helotiales, Sclerotiniaceae.